CUCCCUGCUCACCCCCACACGCUGCCACUGGCCGCUGCAAGUUGGGCAUGUGUUUGGCGCUACCAGCCGACGGCCGCGUUCAGUUUGCUAUAAGCGUGAGGGUUUGUGCGGGGUCGCUGGGCAUUAGACAGAGCGAGGAAAUUACUGGGCGCGCGAGGGGUAGCAUCUAGCAUCGUCCGUGAGAGAGAGGAGCGAGGAGGAGAGUCGUUGGGCCGGACGGCAUGGAGCUCGACGAGGAGACGUUCUUGGACGAGCUCAUGUCGCUGCGGCGGGAGGCGGCGGCGGCGGCGCCGUGGCAAGGCUACCCGGCCGGAAGCGGCGCGAUGAUGAGCGACCUCCUCUUCUACGGCGCCGACGCGAGAAGCGGCGGCGGCGGCAUGGACCUGCCGCCGUUCCAGGAGCUGGCGCCCAUGCCGCCCGCGGCGCCCCCGCACGAGGAGUUCAACUUCGACUGCCUGAGCGAGGUGUGCAACCCUUACAGGGGCUCCGUCGCCGCCCCGGGGGAGGCAGCGCCCGGCCAGACGCUCGUCGCCCCUCUCCACGACGCCAUGGUGGAGGAGGAGACGAGCGGCGAUAAGGGGCAGUACUACGGAGGCGGGGGCUCCCCGACGUUCGUGUUCGGAGGAGGCGCCGGCGAGAGCUCGGAGAUGGCCAUCAGGGGUGUCGGCGGCCCCCACCACAGGAGCAAGCUCCACGGCGCGCCGUCGAAGAAUCUCAUGGCCGAGAGGCGCCGGAGGAAGCGACUCAACGACCGCCUCUCCAUGCUCCGCUCAAUUGUUCCAAAGAUCAGCAAGAUGGACAGGACAUCCAUUCUUGGGGACGCCAUUGACUAUGUGAAGGAGCUGACAGAGCGGAUCAAAGCCCUCGAAGAGGAGAUCGGCGCCUCGCCGGAGGACCUGAACCUUCUGAAUACCUUGAAAGAUUCGUCCAACAGUAACAAUGAGAUGAUGGUGAGGAACUCCACCAAGUUCGACGUCGAGAAGCGGGGCAACGGGAGCACGAGGAUCGAGAUCUGUUGCCCGACAAACCCCGGGGUGCUGCUGUCCACGGUAAGCGCGCUGGAGGUGCUGGGGCUGGAGAUCGAGCAGUGCGUGGUGAGCUGCUUCAGCGACUUUGGCAUGCAGGCCUCUUGCUUACAAGAGGAGGACGGGAAGAGGCAAGUAAUAAGCACCGACGAGAUAAAGCAGGCAUUGUUUAGGAGCGCUGGGUAUGGAGGGAGGUGUCUCUAGCAUGCAGGUCGAAAUUUCAUCCAGCGAAUUGAAUGUAAAUCGGACCGAUUGGUCGUUCUUGUUCUUGAUGAUGCCUUCCCGCGCGUGGCUUUGCUCCAUGAAUUAAUAUAGAGCUAGCUAGUGUUCAUCUUUGAGUGUAGCUAGUAUGAGUAAUCUGAAUCCCAGCAAAUUAAAGAUUUGCUCAGGUAUUGUAAGUUGAUCAUUUCUUGUGGUUUGUAUCAUUUUGGCUUGUAUGUGGAUUAUUGAUAUCAUGUAUCGCGCGACAUGGCUUGGGUUAAAUGCCAAGAAUCUGGAUUGUUUCUUA
Panicum hallii is the source of this 1533-nucleotide messenger RNA. Its product is annotated as transcription factor bHLH61-like. Gene Ontology annotation, molecular function: sequence-specific DNA binding; protein dimerization activity; DNA-binding transcription factor activity. The record is from RefSeq and is a predicted model, not a curated record. Bases 222 to 1229 code for a protein of 335 amino acids. Gene Ontology annotation, cellular component: nucleus. Gene Ontology annotation, biological process: regulation of DNA-templated transcription. NCBI's taxonomy places the organism in Eukaryota, Viridiplantae, Streptophyta, Magnoliopsida, Poales, Poaceae. The transcript is spliced from 4 exons.